AAGAGUCAAAAAGAAAAAAAAAAUAAUAAUAAUAAAUAAAUAAUGCUGUCAAGCAACGGCAAUCAAGCGCAAUAUGUGUACUUUCUGCUGUCGGGUGCGGUGGCAUUGGCCAUCAUUGUGCUCGCCUAUAUCUCAGUGCGCACAACACUAGACUCUAAGUUACGUGAAGAUCUCGGUGCGCUACAAAAGACCUUUAAUUAUAUGAAGCCAUCGUGGAGUUACAACAAUACAUGGCGUCAAAUUGGCAGCAAAGCCAAUCAUUUGAUUUACUCGGCAUACUUCGAUGACCGGCUGGAUGUUUUGGAAACCAUAAUUAAUCACAAAACGAGAGUGCCAAUAGGUUCGUUGCGUAUAUUCGCCAUCCUACCACGCCCAUUCAAUGAUGCCGUUACUUGCACCAUCAGAUUCGAAAAUUUUAUUGAUGAAAAAGUGCCCCUCGGCAGAGUGCAGCCGAUGAAUGAAGAUCAUGGCUUUAAGUACGCGCCCUAUUCCAUUCGGUGUCCACUGUAUGUGAACCGCAAUAACAGCAAUAUGUCCUUGCCACAAUCGGUCGCCAUAUCUUAUGCCUCCAAUAGAUUAAGCCAACUGAGUCCAACAUUUGUGCCAAUCAGUUACCCACGCGACAUAGAACAAUUGUUCGCCAUCUCACGACCGGUGUUGUCGGUGUGCGUCGGUCCGCUACAACAAAACUAUACGGACGCCUUACGCAUUGCAGAAUUUGUCGAAAUGUACCGCAUACUCGGCGCACGACACUUCUACUUUUACCAUCUCUCCAGUAGCGAAGAUGUGUUGCGUCUAUUGGAACAUUACCAACGUGAGGGCAUUGCGGAUGUGUUGCAGUGGAAUGUACCAACAGAACUACUAAACGAUGUCCACUAUGCAGCCAUAAUGGCACAAAUAAACGAUUGCGUUUACCGCGCUAUGACCGUGGACAACUAUCGGUAUGCCGCAAUCGUGGAUCUCGAUGAGGUACUCAUACCGCUGAAACACAAUUCCUUAGCCCAGUACAUGCAUCAAUGCGACGAGGGUCGCACUUCGGCGUAUGUCUUUCGCAAUGUCUUCUUCUAUAAGCUCGAUAGUAAUGAUAGUUUUAGUAUGCCAGCGCAUACGCGUAAUCGCUUCUCGUAUACGCAGAUGAAGGUGCGUCGCACUUUGGAAAUAAUGCCCGCCCAUCAGCGGAGUAAAUGCAUUGUGAAUACACAUUCCAUUAUCGAGAUGGGUAAUCAUUUUGUGUGGCGCGCUGUGCCCGGUUAUACGGAGAUGACGGUGCCGCAGAGUGUAGGCCUACUUUUCCACUAUCGCGAUAAGUGUGUCAACUGUAAGGCUCAGCUAAUGGUGGACUAUACGGCACGUCGGUUUGGAUCGUUGAUUUGGGAUCGUGUGGAUGAGACGUGUGGCCAGGUGUUUACGAAAAGUGGCAUCUGUACGAUGUAGUAGGGGUGUUGAGGGGAUGCAUGCCAGUUUUUAAGUGUUCAAUCUAAGUCUAGUAAGUUUAGAAAUUAAUUAAUAUUUAUAUUUACAUAAGAAGUCUUUGUGAUAAGUAACGUCGCCAAGGAAUAAUAAUUAUUUAUUUA
Ceratitis capitata (Mediterranean fruit fly) is the source of this 1574-nucleotide messenger RNA. Its product is annotated as beta-1,4-galactosyltransferase galt-1. The coding region runs from base 43 to 1434 and encodes 463 amino acids. NCBI's taxonomy places the organism in Eukaryota, Metazoa, Arthropoda, Insecta, Diptera, Tephritidae. The transcript has 5 exons. The record is from RefSeq and is a predicted model, not a curated record.